UGUAGCCUUUUAAUUCGAUGCUAUAUUUAAACAUAAAAAAAGUCGACCUUGUUUUUAUAAGUCUUUAUAUACAUUGAAUUAUAUUUAAAUUUUUUAAUAAAUUUUAUCAAAUUAAGAGCAAAAAUAUACUAAUAAUAACAAUGACGGACGUAGGCAGUACACGUCUAGAGCAACAGAUAUUGGCUCGGUGUUACAUGGAAACUUAUGUCAAACAACACUCUUCGUUUCAGUUGUCAAUUUAUGAGAAAACUUUGAAGGAAGAUUUCAAAAAUCUCAACCUAUCUCCUAUGGAGGUGAAAGAUUUUUCAAAAUUCUUGGCGUCCUAUGAUGAUUUCACGCUACCCGAGCAUGAGCAGUGGGUCAGGAAACUAGGAGUUCUUGGCAACAGCGAUUUCUACGAUCUGAUGAAUAGUCUGCAAGAGUUGUAUUAUAUAAAACUUCCAUCAAAAUGCAUUUCUAAGCAUGAACUAUUUUCUAAUGGACGUCUCUUGAAUAGAGAAGUGCGUCUACUAGAUUAUUAUCAUCCAAAUUUUAAAAAAUGCAGACGGUAUAAAUUACCGUAUUGUAAAAAUAAGUUCCUCAACGAUAUCUGUUACAUAUGUUUGCAAGAGUUUGUUGAACGAACGAUCGUGCUAGAGCUGAACUGCAGACAUGCCUUUCAUUUCGAUUGCGUCAAGAUUUGGUUUUGGUCGCAGUUUAGGACCAUCUGUCCGACCUGUCGAGCCAAACAGACAAUGAUAAGCAUCAACGUGUUCGGAGCUAUUGCCAUACUCUCGGACGAUGAUGAGAAUUUGCACCUAAGGAUUAAUAACCCCAGGGAUUUGUUCAGCCUGCGUGGGCGGAAGACAGGAAGUACGCAGUUCCACACUUUGAUCACAUGUUCAAAAAUCAUUCUUGUGGAAUAUGCCGGGAUCAAUUUAUAG
Messenger RNA from Helobdella robusta, 923 nucleotides. RefSeq lists its product as hypothetical. Bases 141 to 923 code for a protein of 260 amino acids. Lineage: Eukaryota; Metazoa; Annelida; Clitellata; Rhynchobdellida; Glossiphoniidae. The transcript has 2 exons. The record is from RefSeq and is a predicted model, not a curated record.